Molecule: messenger RNA, 2354 nt
Organism: Phacochoerus africanus (Common warthog)
Lineage: Eukaryota; Metazoa; Chordata; Mammalia; Artiodactyla; Suidae
Gene: XKR5
Product: XK related 5
Exons: 7
Coding region: 42-2075 (677 amino acids)
Biological process (GO): engulfment of apoptotic cell; apoptotic process involved in development; phosphatidylserine exposure on apoptotic cell surface
Cellular component (GO): plasma membrane
Source: RefSeq, a predicted model, not a curated record
GACCUGCGGCUGGAGGCGCGGGCCGCAGGCCGGCGCGGAGGAUGCACGCGGGGGUCCUGGGCCUCUCCACCCUGCUGCUGGCAGCCGACCAGAGCGCGCGCCUCUACACUGUGGUUUACUACUUCACCACAGGCCAGCUCCUGCGGGGGUGGCUGGUCCUUUCUGUGCUACUGCCUGGCUUCUUGGUCCAGGGCCUGAGCUAUCUGUGGUUUUGUGAAGAUGGACAUCAAGGUCACUGCUUGCUGGUGCUGCACCUGCUACAGCUUGGCGUGUGGAAGCGGCACUGGGAUACCGCCACAACUGGUCUGAGGCGGGCAGGGGUGGCCACCUGCCCAGGCCAGCUGCUGCUGCAGGAAGCUGACCUAUCGGCUCUGCGCCUCUUGGAAGCCCUGCUCCAGGUCGGGCCCCAUCUGUUGCUUCAAACAUAUGUCUUCCUCGCCUCGGACUUCACUGAUGUCGUGCCAGGUGUGAGUGCCCUGUGCUCCUGGUCCGCACUGUCCUGGGCCCUGGUGUGCUAUGCUUGUUUCAUGGGAUCCCUAAAGCUGGGUCACCUGGCUGCACCCUGGACAGCCCUCAGCUGCCAGCAGCUCUGGAGGAUGGGCAUGGUGGGAGCCCGCGUCCUGAGCCUGGCGCUAUUCUUCAAAGCUUACCACGUCUGGGUUUUGGUUGUUGGAGGUGCCCACUGGCUGGUGAUGACAUUCUGGCUCGUGGCUCAGCAGAGUGACAUUGUGGACAGCACCUGCCACUGGAGGCUGUUCAACCUGCUCGUGGGGGCCGUGUACAUCCUCUGCUACCUCAACUUCUGGGACAGCCCUUCCAGAACCAGGAUGGCCACCUUCUAUACGAUUAUGCUUCUUGAGAACAUGAUCCUCGUGCUGCUGGCCACGGACUUUCUCCAGGGGGUGUCAUGGACUAGCAUGUGGACCGCAGCCGGGGUCUUGACCGGAUUUCUGAUCGGCAGUAUCUCACUGGUCAUUUACUACAGCCUGCUACAUCCUAAAUCUGCAGACAUCUGGCAGGGCUUUGUGAGGAAAUCCAGCAGCAUUGCAGGGGGUGAUAAAGUGGUGGGAGACCCUUCUCCAAGGGCCCAGGGUCCAGCUGGGAAGAGGCCAGAGAGCUUGGGCAUGUUUCCAGAGGAAAGUUAUGAGAUGACAAGUCUGGGGAAGCCCCCCAGCCCACAGUGGGGUCUCCCAGAGGCUGAGCAGGAAAGCCAGAUGGCCAGGGAGGACUCUUUCUUCAGUCACCACCACUGGCUCUUGGUGAAGCUUGCCCUAAAAACGGGAAAUGUGUCUAAGAUCCAGGCAGUCUUGGGAGAAGGCAACCCUGGCAGCUUUGGUUCCCCUGCAUGGGGAUUGAACCAGCACUGCAACCAGCAGGGGAAGCCCCCGUUUUCCCAGCAAGAGCACCCAUUGUCACCCCAGGACACCCUAACCUUAGAGAAAGGCUCUGAGUUUCAUGUUGUCCCCAAAGCAGAGGCUGACCCAUUGGAAAUCUCAAGUUACGACUCUUUUACCAGCGAUAAUCCUGACAAAGCUCCUACCCAGAAGGCAUCAGCUACAUGGCAGGAGGGCAACCCCGAGGGAGGAGCCAGGGAUGCUUCUGGGGUGCAGAGGAGGGGUGGAGGGGGAACAUCAGAGGGCUCCACUCUGUACUUCAGUGCCACUGCUGAAGGGGCCACGUCCUCAAACGAAGAAGGCAGAGAGGGACCUCUGCACAAGUCCCACUCUGGGAGCACAUUGGGAAGGGGCCGCCCCGCCCAGCCUCCCUCCCCUCUGCCGGCCACUAAGCCCUUUCCCGUCACCAUGGCCAACAUCAGCCCCAUCUUAGGCCCUGGCUCAGGUAGAAGCUUCUACCCCAGUGGCCGAGCCCGGGGUGGCUCACAGCCUGCAGAGCAGCAGGGGUCCAUGGGGGACUGGGGCCAUCCUACCACUGCUGGCACACUGACAUCACUGCUGAAGGUGAGCCUGAGGCCAGCCGACGAGCCGUGCCUCACAUCCACCCCCAAGUCGGAGUCCACCCGCAGGGACUGCAGCUGGCGGGAAAGGCUGAAGACCGAGACAAGCUUCUUCAUCUGACCACAGUCAUGUGGAGUAAAACCACCAGGCAGAGCACCAAGCUGGUCAUUGAUGUCAGGAUAGGAGAAAUCCCACUUCUGACAACUGCACCCCCUGCUGACCUCUAUCAGCACAGCUGAAAAAUGAGGGAACCAGAUUAUGUUAUUUCUAGACUCCCCUGCAAACACUGUGUGCCAUACAUAUGCAUAGGAGUCAUUCUCCAAUAUAGGGUGGGAAGUGCAGUUAAGGCUUCCAACCAAAACUGACUGCUUCUGUUUACAAACCAGGUUUUUUUUUUUU